UCCGGCCUUGCUAGUCCGCCCACCUUGGACCAGCUUGCCGAGUAGCGGGUAGAAGCGGCAGCCUUCUCUUAGGUCUCCAGAGUGGUCCGGAAGACAUGCAGCUCAGGAGCAGUGGGAUGAAGGAAGGUUGAAGAAACUGAGGCAGGCAGAAGUGAAGUGACAUGCCCAGAGUCACAUAGCUGGUAAUCCAGAGACAGGAGGGACCCUGGAACUGCAAGGAUGACCGAGUGGCAGCAAAUAUUCAUACAAAACCUCUUCGUCCGUCCCCACCCGCAGAGAAGGCGCCAGCUUUUUAAGGAGUCGACGGCAUUCCAGUGUGUCCUGAAGUGGCUGGAUGGCCUGCAAAUUAAGCAGAGGGUGCUGGAGGCGCUGUCCGCCGUGGAGUACCAUCUCCGCAUCUCUCUCUUUGACGUGACCUAUCGACACUUCUUUGGGAGGACGUGGAAAAGCGCAGCGAGGCCAGCCAAGUGUGUGGUGGGGGAGCAGCCCAGGAUCGUCUUCAAUGAGCCUGUGUAUUUCCACACAUCUUUAAAUCACUCGAAUGUUGUUGUGGUGGUGGAAGUUGUUGCUGAAGGCAAGAGACGGGAUGGGAGCCUGCAGAUGGUGGCCUGUGGCUUUGGGAUCCUGCGGCUCUUCAGUGCCAAACCAGAAGGUCCUGAUUCUCCCACUCAGGACAGAAGGCUGAGACUCUAUCAUGGCACCCCCAGAGCCCUCCUGCAUCCGCAUCUUGAGGAUCCUAUCGAACAAAGUAAAUAUAUGACCCUCAUUGAGAACUGCCACAUUCUGUAUACCUUGAAGUUCCAUCCUGUUCUUGAGGCUGCCUUCCACCUUCUUCCUGAGAACUUUUUGGUGUCUGGUUUGCAGAAAAUCCCCGGCUUACUACCAGCCCAUGGAGACACAAAUGAUGCACUGCGGAAGCCUCGCCUCCAGAAGUCUGUCACAUGGUAUUUGGACAAUCUGCUCUUCAACCUGUAUCCAUCGCUUGAGAAGUUUGAGGAGGAACUUCUGGAGCUCCUCAGUCAUGACCGCUUGAGGGAGGAGAGCGGCACCUUGGAGGGGAAGGCGGCGACGAUUCAGGAACGGCGGCUACAUGUGGGGGUGCACAAUGGCCUGCUUUUUGUUCAGAAGCCUCAAGUGGUGGUGCUGAUGCCCGAGAGUGAGGUGGCCCUGGGGCGCUCUGGAACUCUCAACAGGAAGCCUUCCUUCUCUGCCAACAUCAGUUCCAGAAGUCAGGCCCUGGUCUUGAGAAGCCGAAUUCGCCUGACAGAAAUGGUCAAUAACCCAGCAUUCGCAGUUAUCUUCCAGCUGGAGUACGUGUUUAAUGCUCCUUCAGGAGUGGAAGUGAAGGGGGCCUCUGCUACAUCAUUGUCUAACAUGGCCUACAUGCACGUAAUUCGAUGGGCCGUUUGGAACCCCCUGACAGAAGGCUUUUCUAAGAAGGUGGUGACCUUACCCCUUCGAGGAGGAGCACAACUCAACCCUGCCCACUGUUUGGUGUACAAGAUUCCUUCAACCACCAUGAGCUCCGAGGAGGUUAAGCAAGUUGAGUUGGGCACCAUCCAAUUCCAGUUCUCCCUCAGCUCAGGAGAACACUUGGGAACCUCUCUCGAGCCCUCCAGCCACAUGAAAGAGGAGCUACAGCACCCCAAGAAACCUCCCCCAUCCUCUUCAACUCCCCUUCGGCCUCGGAUGCAGUCUUCUGCCCAGCUGUCUCCGAUGGGACCUGGAUUAUCUAUAUCCCAGCUGUCAGCCUCUCCCCCCUCGACCAUUCGAAGCCUCUCUGCCAGACCUCCCUUACCCACCCAGCUUGGCUCACAGCUUUCCACGUCCCUCAAGACCUCCCAGGGAGCCCAGGAAGAUCUCUCCUCCAGCAGCAGCAGCAGCAGGAUAGCUCAUCUGGAGGUUGACCUGAGCCAGAGAUCCCUCGUUUCAGAAUCCCCCAGUGCUGAGCAGCUGCAGGAGUUGCCUUUCACGCCCUUACAUGCUCCGAUUAUCAUGGGCACUGAGACCCGAAGUUCUGGAUCUAAGCUCUCCCGCGCCUCGUUAGUUCGCCUGCGCACAUUAGGCUUUCCAGAAAUUCUGGACCACAGCAAGCAACCAGCUGAAGUUGUGGAUCCUGCCGUCCCCAUGAACUUUAACCCUCAAAAGGAAGAAGCAGAUGUGCUACAGAGCAAUGAAAUAAUCUUGCAAUUUCUUGCCUUCAGCAGAGCAUCAGAGGACCCCAGGGGAAUGCCAUGGCCAAAAACAGUGUACUUCACCUUCCAAUUCUAUCGUUUCCCACCGGUCACGACACCACGGUUACAACUGGUGAAGCUGGAACAACCUGGGAUGACUAACUGUAGUUCUCCAUCCCACAUCCUGGUUUCAAUAAACAAGGAUGGCUCAUUUAACAAGGACUCUCCCGGGCUCCAGCUCCAGUAUCUGGUGGAUCCUGUGCUCCUCAAGCCUGGAGAACAGCGGUGGUUUAUACAUUAUCUUGCUGUGCAGACCCUACACAUCGAUGUCUGGGAUGGAGAUUCGCUGCUUCUCAUUGGCUCUGCAGCAGUGCAGAUGGAGCAUAUCCUCCGCCAGGGCCAGGCGGCUGUUCAAGUCUCCCAUGAGCUCGAUGUUUUCACAACAGAAUAUGAACAGGAUACGAUGGUGGUGAGUGGAGACAUUACCAGGCCUGGCACCGUCAAACCCAUUGGAGUCCACACUCUGGUCAGAGGCCGUCUGCACCUCACUUUGGCCAAUGUGGGUCAUGUGUCUGAACAGAAAUCAAAUGAUUCCAACUCAUUACCCCCUUCACGAUCGCGGAUCAUUUCCUCUAAUGAUGGGACCAGUGGCUUCCAUGGAGGCAGUCUUCUUAGCCAGGAAGGCCAUAGAGCUUUUAAAAAUGUGGCUCAAGCACGGAAACUAGCCGAUGUGGACAGUGAACUAGCUGCAAUGCUCUUUACUAACAAGCACGAGGGGAGCAAGGUCCAUCAGGUCACCAGUCAAGAGGCAGAUGCCACACGGAAGCGGAAGCUUGAGAGGAUGGUGGCAGUGCGACUUCAGGAGUCUGAAAGCAAUCUUGGCCUCGGAAAGAAAAACCUACUGGCUCAGCAUGAUGUCCAAACUCAGCACUCCCGGGAUCUCCAGAUUAUUGAUGCGUAUCGAGAACGGACCAAAGUAGAGAGCAUCACCAAUAUGCUGAGCAUGGUCAUCACCACCCACCAUACCAUCUAUGCCACUUUGGGCACCGCUGAAUUCUUUGAGUUUGCCCUCAAGAACCCACACAACCUACAGCAUACAGUGUCGAUUGAGAUUGAUAACCCAGAGCUCAGUGUCAUUCUGGAUAGUAGGGAGUGGAGACACUUCAAAGACGCUACCAAAGUACAUACGCCGCUGGAGGAAGACAUGUUCCAUCUCCACAAAAACUGCACCCCGCAGCUCUACGUGCGCCCCAAGGAGACGGUUCACAUCCCUUUCAAAUAUCAGACUUUCUGCCUGGAUCACACUGUCAUGAUGCAGCAAUGUCCUUCUGAAUGUAAAUCUGACAAGGUCCCAGAAGCCAUGUUGCCUUGGAAGUCCAGAGAAAUACCCACCAAAAGCAUUAAGGUAUCAUUUAGCGUGAGCAGUGGAAAACCCAUUGCCAUCCUGUGCGUGAAUGUGGAAUAUCAACCCCAUGUGGUUGAUCAGACAUUUCGGUUUUAUCAUCCUGAGCUCUCCUUCCUGAAGAAGUCCAUCCGGCUACCUCUUUGGCAUACCUUGCCCGGUGCCCCUGUAGGAGGAAUGCCUGGUAAGGAACCCCAAAUCUAUGUUCGUUGCAGUGACCCAAACGUCAUUUGUGAAACCAAAAAAAUGGGCCCAGGGGAACCGCAGGACAUGUUUCUGAAAGUAGCUGGAGGUCCAAGCCCACAGAUCAAAAAAUUCUGUGUUGCUCUUUAUAUGGAUUACUGGCUGGCUACCCCUAUUCAAAUAUGGCAGAUCUACCUCCACUCUCUCCAAAGGGUAGAUGUUAAUUGUGUCACUGGCCAGUUGACCCGCCUUUCCCUUGUUCUUCAUGGCACCCAAACUGUUAGGAAAGUGAAAGCAUUCACUUCACACCCCAACGAGCUAAAGCUGGACCCUGAUGGCGUUUUUAUGCUCUCACGGAAUGGCGUGCAUGACCUACAAGUUGGUGUGAGACCUCAGCGUUCAGGCAAUCGGUUCCUUUAUCUCAAUCUGGUGGAUGUUGAUUACCACCAGUUGGUGGCCUCCUGGCUCGUGUGCCUAUCCAGUCGACAGCCUGUCAUUUCCAAGGCUUUUGAGAUCACGUUGCCAUCUGGUUGUGGCAGAGGUGCCAACAAGAAGAUCACAUACACCAAUCCCUACCCUUCCAAAAGAGCGUACCGCCUGCACACCAACCACCCGGCCCUGCUGCAGUUCAAGGAAGACGCCUUUGAGGUUGAUGCUGGAGAAACGUAUACCAUCGGCCUGCGGUUUGCUCCAAGUAACAGCACAGGGAUGGAGGAAAUUCUGAUUUACAUUAAUGACCAUGAAGACAAAAAUGAGGAGACAUUUUGCGUGAAGGUCAUCUACCAAUAAAGGGCAGGGCCUUAAUCAGGCUGACUUGUUCUUGCCCUGUCCACAUGUUCGUCUCAUGGAAUCUCCUCUGAUGGGGCCAAAAUCCCAUUUUCUCUCAAAGACCACUUGAGUAGUAUCAUUGGUUUCUGAUUUUGCUGCUGUAUAGAUUUUCUUCCUUUAGUAUUUUCCUCCACCAUUUGUCUUUGGAUACCGAUAACCCACUGAUAUUACCCCUGCACGUGGCCAGAGGACUGAAAGCGUAUGUUCCCUCCUUAUUUAUGAUGUGCCUGAGUCUAAUCAAGCUCCAGCCAAAAUCCGAGUGAUUUAUUCCCGAGCACAGUCCCUAAGCAGUAACCCAAACGCCCCGUGAUGUCACUUGGGGAAUAUUGCCGUUCCCAUGGGUGUACAAGGAAUUAUAACUUUCUACCAAAUUGUUUUGCUUGUGACUUUUGCUGAUUUUUUAAAAAGUAUUUUUAUGAAACAUUUGUUUUCU
Vombatus ursinus (common wombat) is the source of this 5020-nucleotide messenger RNA. It is a transcript of the gene NPHP4, whose product is annotated as nephrocystin 4. NCBI's taxonomy places the organism in Eukaryota, Metazoa, Chordata, Mammalia, Diprotodontia, Vombatidae. Gene Ontology annotation, cellular component: non-motile cilium; ciliary basal body; ciliary base. The transcript is spliced from 32 exons. Bases 220 to 4548 code for a protein of 1442 amino acids. The record is from RefSeq and is a predicted model, not a curated record. Gene Ontology annotation, biological process: negative regulation of canonical Wnt signaling pathway; protein localization to ciliary transition zone.